AUGAUCACGAUGUUGUACGGGACGGCCGCCAUGAUGCCGUACCUCGAUGAGAACAGGAAGAUAGUGUACGCUAUAAUCGCAAACGUCGGGAUGUUCGAAAUCAUCAUUGUGUGUAUUCUAAUUUAUGGGGUGUUUGGGAAAAAGCCCUGCCUAGUCCUACCAUGGCUGAUAACAAGUUGGUUGUUCUGCAUAUCUCUGCUGGGUCUCUCAGCUCUGGGCACUAUCCUCAUCGUGCUGCAGUACACGGGGGACCAGGAGACGACCUCUGAGGUCAGCACUACUUCUGCUGCCUAUGGGGUUUCUGCAAUCGUCAUGUACUACUCUGCCUCCGUCAUCAGCAGCCGGCGAGACGAGAUGCUGCACAACGGCGUCAUUGAAUCAGCGCAAGGUCUCAUGAGGAGAGAUUAUGAAAAAUAUACAGUA
Brenthis ino (lesser marbled fritillary) is the source of this 423-nucleotide messenger RNA. NCBI's taxonomy places the organism in Eukaryota, Metazoa, Arthropoda, Insecta, Lepidoptera, Nymphalidae. The record is from the annotation of a GenBank genome assembly.